CUGACGAGCGGCGGGCAGGUGCCGGAGGAGGCUCGAAGUACGCGUCACGUGCCUGCUGGGCGGGACCGUGCUCCGACCGGAAGCGGAAGUGGGUUGUCGGCGGUGCCGGCGGCUCAGUGCGCGCGCCUGGGGAUGGGUUCCAAGGCCAAGAAGCGGGUGGUACUGCCCACUCGCCCAGCGCCCCCCACGGUGGAGCAGAUCCUGGAGGACGUGCGGGGUGCGCCCUCCGAGGACCCCGUGUUCACCGCCCUGGCCCUGGAAGACUCCCCAGGCCUCUCCGGGAGGGCGGAGGACGCGGAGGCCCAGCAGCAGCAGCUUUACCAGCAGAGCCGCGCCUACGUAGCCAUGAAUCAGCGUCUGCAGCAGGCGGGCGACGGGCUGAAGCAGAAGCGUGAGGACCUGUGGCGGGCUGGCGAGGGGCUGGAGCGGGAAGUCCGCCUGCUGAAGCAGGGGGCGCCCCCAGGGGCCGUGGCCGCCUCCUUGGGCUGACUGGCCCGCCAGCUCGCCUUAGCGCGCACCCCGGCAGGGCGCCCUGCGGCUCACCGGCACCUUUGGUCCCCCCCGAGACACCUGACCCGGCACACCUCACACCUGGGCCCCUGGGUCGCAUGGCCUGGGCUCGCCCCGGGGCCCGGAGACCCCGGGGCCCACAGCCUGUGUGGGGGGUGACAGACACAGCUGC
This is a messenger RNA of Acinonyx jubatus (cheetah), 682 nucleotides long. RefSeq names its product chromosome A2 C19orf25 homolog (gene CA2H19orf25). The coding region runs from base 133 to 489 and encodes 118 amino acids. The record is from RefSeq and is a predicted model, not a curated record. Lineage: Eukaryota; Metazoa; Chordata; Mammalia; Carnivora; Felidae. The transcript has 3 exons.